Messenger RNA from Cavenderia fasciculata, 810 nucleotides. RefSeq lists its product as uncharacterized. The coding region runs from base 1 to 810 and encodes 269 amino acids. Lineage: Eukaryota; Evosea; Eumycetozoa; Acytosteliales; Cavenderiaceae. The transcript is spliced from 3 exons. The record is from RefSeq and is a predicted model, not a curated record.
AUGGGAGGAGGUAACAAGAGACCAAUAGGAAUAGAAAAGAGAAAAGCCUUUAUACAUAAUCCAAACAGUAAAAAGACUGAAAAGAUUGCACAGAUGCCAAACGAAGGUCUAUGUCAAGACUGUCAUGAUACUAUCGAAUGGAGAAAGAAAUAUAGAAAGUAUAAACCAUUGUCAAUGGCUGGUAAAUGUGCACAUUGUACUCAAAGAAAGGUUACAAGAGCUUAUCAUGAAUUAUGUGAAGAUUGUGUAAAGAAAUUAAAGGUUUGUGCUAAAUGUCACAAGGCUAAAGAAAUCGUUGCUGAAAUAACUGAUCCAAAAGAUAGAGAAAGAGAUGAAUUAAAGUUAAAACAUGCAUUGUAUAUGAUGACUGAAAGUGAUAGAAGAACAUUUUAUAGAGAACUUGAAAAGGAAGAAAAUCCAGAGAAAAAGAAGAAAAAUCAAGAUAAUGAAGAGGAAGAUGACGACUCUGAUUAUAGUGAUGAAGAAGAGGAAGAAGAAGAAAAAGAAAUCAAAAAGUUAACUAAAAAGACAAAUGAAGUCCGUAUCUUUAACAAUGACAAGGUUAAAGAGGUUUUGGAAUUGACAAAGAAACAACAACAACAACUACAAGACAAGGAUUUGGAUCAAGACGAAGAAUCUUAUAAAAAGAUUAAAGAACAAUUUAAAUCUCAACAACCAACUCAACAAUUAACUAAACAACAAGAUGAUGAUGAAGAUGAAGAUGAAGAGGAUGAAGAUGAAUUUGAUGACGAAGAUUUUGAUGAUGAAGAUUUUGAUGACGAAGAAGAUGAAGAUGAAGAAGAUAACUAA